Aspergillus affinis is the source of this 2253-nucleotide messenger RNA. RefSeq lists its product as uncharacterized. Gene Ontology annotation, molecular function: transferase activity. Bases 1 to 2253 code for a protein of 750 amino acids. NCBI's taxonomy places the organism in Eukaryota, Fungi, Ascomycota, Eurotiomycetes, Eurotiales, Aspergillaceae. The transcript is spliced from 5 exons. The record is from RefSeq and is a predicted model, not a curated record.
AUGCCAUCAGAAACCCCAUCCAUCUUCGUCUGCGGUCCCCAGACCACAAUCCUCCCUCCACAGGAAUACUUCGCUCAUCUACGACAAAACAUCCACCAUGCCUCAACACUCCAAACAAUCGAUACUGCCAUCGCAGAACUCCCCGAAAUUUGGAAAACCCUGGUCAAAGAAUAUCCGCCCUUACGCGAAAUCCCGGGCGCAGGGAUCCUUCGAGACAUGAAAGGAUGGAUAACCGGUGAUACCGACACCGUGGGGAACUUGAAACCUUUAUUGUCGAAUAUGCAUCUUGGUCCCUUGACUGUCGUGCUGCAGGUUUUGGAAUAUUUGAAUUAUCUUGCCCGUGAAGGUGUCGAUCAUUCCCAGGUGGUGGGGGAUGUUAAGCAUGGUGGGUUUCAGGGUCUUUGUACGGGGUUUCUUACUGCGAGUGCGCUUUCUUGUUCGAGGGAUACGGUGGCGAUUGGGAAGCAUGUGGCUGUUGCGUUAAGGUUGGCGUUGUGUAUUGGGGCGAUGGUGGAUUUGGAGAAUCAAUGUGGUGUGCUGCCCGCUGGGAUGAUCUCUCUAACGGUGCGGUGGACGUCGGGGUCGGAUCGGAGGAGGGUGAUGGCGAUUUUGGCGAGGUAUAAAGAGGCAUACCUGUCCGUGAACAUGGACACCCACAGUAUCUCUAUCACAACCCCAGAGGUGGAUCUACCGUCCAUCUUCCACGAUCUCAGUCGCAUCGGUGUCCAGAUUAUUUCUAUCGGGUUGAAAGGCAGAUUCCAUCAUCCACAACAUAGCGCUGCCGUUAGCAUCUCGCACAAAGUCUUCGCCACCUCCCCAGACCUGUUCCAUUUCCCGAAAGACAGCCAUGCCCUGGUGCCCCUGCGGAGCAAUGAUAGUGGUGCGCUCGUGAGCCCCGGAGAGCCGCUGCAUGAGACGGCCGUGCGAUGCUCGCUCCUCGAGAUGGCAGAUUGGCAUGCGACGAUGUCUACUGCCGUCGCGACGGUUCGGUGCUUCGUGCCAAAUGAUCCGCCUCUUGUUUUGGGGCUGGGGUUGGUUGAUUGCGUUCCGCUGUCGAUUUUGGAUGAUCAGCGAUCGGCGGUUGUUUAUCGUAGAGCCCUUGAGACUUCUUCUCACGUUCAGGAACAGGUGCAGGCGCAGGAGGGUUCACACACCGAUGUCUACGCUGAAAACGCCUAUCUGGAACAAAUCAUUGAGCAACGGGGUUUGCUCCGGCCUGGCGGAACGGCAAUCGGGCAGGCUCAAGGCCAGUAUUCGGAUCAAACUCAAAGUCAGAGUGAGGGUCACACUCCAAGAAACAAUAACAAUUCAGCGGAAUCUGGAAGUUUCUCAUUCCGGACUUACCAGAGCACGCAACAGAGCACGCCCCCCGACGAUCAAGGCUUACAGCGUCUCUUCUACGCUGCCACUGCUUCUCAUCCACUAGUGGGCCCGUUGGGUCGACAGAUCCAGUACGGACAGACUUACGAGAGCAGACGCGAUAGACUUCCUGACGAGCAGAUUACGCGACGCGCGGUUUCUGCAUUCUUCCAGUGUGCGGCGACUUUGUUCUAUGUGACGACGGAAAGCAAAUCGAGCCAGCUACUUGAUAAAGUGUAUCAUAGCAAUGAUGCAACGGCGCAGGACGUCUGCGAGGUUGCCGCGUGUGCUGCGAUCGGGAGUCAUUAUAAGAUCGAUGAGAUCUGCGAUGAAGCGCGGGCGGCGUUCUUCUAUCUCGCCUCUGCCAGUCUGAAUGAGGCGUUCGAAGCAAGUCAUAUUCAAGGGGUGCGGAUAUCUAUCUUGCUCUUGUCUGCGUUGAAUCUGGUGAAAGCGGAUAUGGACGCCACAUUACAGAGCGCUACGUCGCAUGUGACCGGUGAUGACGAAUACCGACGGACCCUCCAAACAUUGAUAUUUCUUGAAGGAUGUGCCGUCUUCGAAGCUUGUAUCGUGCUCCUGCUCGGAAUUUGUCAAAGAUACCUCGCAGACAGCAGCAAUACCUUCCCUGAUCUUCCCGCCCAUGUGCAUACAUGUCUCACUGUUCUGCGGUUCUGCAGCCGCGGUGAUAUUGCCGCACAUCGGCUGAUGGACAUGUUGGAGCCAAUUCUGCAGCUGUGGAACUGUCUGGGCCCAACGUCGCAGGUACAACAAGAGGGUCAAAUGUGGAUCGAUUAUAUUUUGGAUGACGGAUCGGCGGACCUCUUCACUGUCGUGCGCAUGACAUAUCAACUUCUUGAUUUGAUGCCACAGACACAGAGCAAUGUUUGGGUGUAG